This is a messenger RNA of Drosophila montana, 1795 nucleotides long. RefSeq names its product polyphemus (gene polyph). The transcript is spliced from 7 exons. Lineage: Eukaryota; Metazoa; Arthropoda; Insecta; Diptera; Drosophilidae. Gene Ontology annotation, molecular function: L-amino acid transmembrane transporter activity. Gene Ontology annotation, biological process: amino acid transmembrane transport. The coding region runs from base 119 to 1483 and encodes 454 amino acids. The record is from RefSeq and is a predicted model, not a curated record.
AUGUGUGUGUGGAGACAUAAAACUACUAACAACUACACUCAUUUGAAUUUGUUAUCAAAAUUGUCGUUCACAACUCGACUUUAGUUAUCCCCCCUUUUUCGAGCAAAGUAUAGCCCAAAUGGCGAAUGCAGCCGAGGAAUCCCAUCCGGCGUCUGCCCUCCAUUCCAGGUCUUCGCUGUACAUUUACAACCCAUACGAGAAACGCACGGUUCUGGUGCCCUUGAACAAUUUUGAUGCAUUCAUAUCCCUGCUCAAGUGUGUGAUAGGCACUGGAAUUCUGGCCAUGCCGCUAGCCAUUCGCUACGCGGGCAUUGUGGCCGGCGCCCUGCUCUCUGUGUUGCUGAUGAUUCUGCUUACCUAUUGCAUCCAUUUGCUGAUCACUGGCAUGACCGAGUGCUGUCGUCGCAUCCAAGUGCCGCAGGUAUCCAUGCCGGAAGCCGUGCGUAUUGCCUAUGAGCUGGGACCAGGUUGCGUUCAUAGCUUUGCUCGCACGGCUGGAUUCGUUACCAGUUGUGUUUUGGGUUUUGGCCAGUUUGGUCUCUGCUGCGUUUAUAUUGUGUUUGUGUCGAAGAAUUUUAAAGAAAUCGGCGACUAUUAUCUUAAGGACUAUAACGAGCGUUACUACGUGCUUUGCGUCUGUGUGCUUCAGCUGCCAUUCAUUAUGAUACGCAAGCUUAAGUUUCUGGUGCCUCUGAAUAUUAUAUCAAACAUUCUGCUCUAUGCGGGAUUCUUGUGCAUCAUGUAUUAUCUGUUUCGGGGACUGCCCAAUCUACAGGAGCGCGAAAUGUUUAAGCCACCUACGGACUGGAUGAUGUUCUUUGGUAUUGCAGCCUUCUCGUUAACAGCUGUCGGUUCGAUGCUUGUCGUGGAAGCCAAUAUGUCGCAUCCAGAAAGCUAUCUCGGCUUUUUUGGUGUGCUUAAUCUGGCCGUAUUCUGCAUACUGUUCUCAAAUAUAUUUUUCGGAAUCAUGGGCUAUUGGCGCUACGGAGAGCAUGUCGAAGCUAGCAUUACGUUGAAUAUUGCACAAAAUGAGGUCCUUUCUCAACUCAUUAAGGCUUCCAUUGCAUUGGGCAUCUUUCUAAGCUAUCCACUGAACGGAUUUGUUUUCAUCACCGUUGUCUUCAGUGACUAUGGAACGGGGGGAACGGAGGAGGACAUAAACCCCAAGCGUCGUUAUGUAUUUGAAAUCUUGGUGCGCCUCUGCUUUCUAUUGUUCACUGGCUUUGUGGCUGCUGUGGUGCCCAAUUUGGCCGCAUUGACCGAACUGGAAGGUGCAUUUUCUCUGUGCAAUUUGAAUCUGUUAUGUCCGGCACUGAUUGACAUGUUUGUCAACUAUGAUGUUGGCUAUGGUCGACUCCGUUGGAAGCUAAUACGUGACAUUUUGAUAAUAAUAUUAGGUGCUGUCUUCGGUAUUGUCGGCUGUACAGUGGCCAUACGGCAGCUGGUGGAUGACCUUUCGCGACCUCAACAGCACAAAAGUUGAUAGCAACAACUUCCUAACCAGUUGUAUGGACCAGUUUAAUCUUUAGCUGAAGCUCAAGCAUGUUUUGGUGGGGUUAAGAUUAUUUAAUUGUUGUCUGGUUGUCUGCUUAGCUUCGUUGGGUUUUAAUUAUUUGCUGGCCAAGUGUUUGCCGGCGGUUCAUCCAAGCUAAGCUAGUGCUAUUGUUAAACAGCAUUUGUAUAUAGACUAAAUUUGUUGCCUUAAAUGUUGCUGGCUUUACUACAGGUUACUCUGUACCAAAAAUGAGUACAUCAGUAGGGUAUAAUAAAGUUGUAAGUUGUGCGAAAGUGAAAA